Messenger RNA from Macrobrachium nipponense, 2586 nucleotides. RefSeq names its product zinc finger BED domain-containing protein 5-like. The record is from RefSeq and is a predicted model, not a curated record. The coding region runs from base 383 to 2209 and encodes 608 amino acids. NCBI's taxonomy places the organism in Eukaryota, Metazoa, Arthropoda, Malacostraca, Decapoda, Palaemonidae. The transcript is spliced from 2 exons.
UCCCAAUUUUGCACGAACCAUGGCAAGUCCAAUGAGAAUCAACAGCACUGGUUUCAUUCUACAUAGCACUAGUGACGCGUGAACCACGAUCCCCGAGAACAUAAACCUUUUGUUGUGUGGGAUUUCUAAUUUUGCACACGAACCAUGACAAGUCCAAUGAGAAUCAACACAAUGGUUUCAUUCUACAUAGUACUAGUGACGCGUGAACCGAUGCCAGAAGCAUUCUGUUCAGUGUGGGGAGACUUUCACCGCUUGUUAGAAGCACUGAGAGGUUACUUGUUACAAAAAUGUGAAUAUUACAAAAUCUUGCAAUCAAGAGAUGCAGAGUGUCCAUACAUGCUUAUCUGAAAAACCAAUUACAUCUUAAAGGAUCUCAAUUUUGAUGCACUGCACCCCAGUGACCAUGAUGGCUGCAAAAAACCCUAAGAGGAAGUGUCGACGAUAUUCAGAAGAAUAUUUAAAACUCGGUUUUGUGCCUUCACUUACAAAUGAAACAUUCCCCAUGUGUCUUGUAUGCGAAAAAGUUUUUAGUAAUGAUGCUAUGAAGCCAUCAAAGAUGAAAGAUCACCUAGUAAGGGUUCACCCAGACAAGACAGACAAAGACAUUGAUUUCUUUAGAGCACUGAAAGACAAACUAGAGAUUCGAACAGGAGUCGUCUCACUUAUUCCACAACCUGCUCAACCUGAUAAUGAAAAAGGACUUAGAGCAUCAUACAACAUAUCACUCAUUAUAGCAAAAAGUGGACAACCAUAUUCCACUGCUGAGGAGAUCAUAGUUCCUUCAAUUAAAGAAGUAAUUGACAAUCUUAUGAAUAAAGACUCUAGCAGUGUUCUGAAAUGCUUGUCUUUGAGUUCAAAUGCAGUACGACAGUGCAUCGAUGAAAUGGCUGCAGAUGUUGAAAAAAGCUUGAUUUCAGAGCUUCAGAGUAGUAGAUUUUCCAUCCAACUUGAUCAAUCAACAUUCAGAGAUGAGAAUAUUCUAAUGGUUUACGUGAGAUAUUUCAGCCAAUUACAAAAAACCAUUAUCGAUGAGUUUUUGUUCGCAAAACAUAUUGUAGCUGAUGUAAAAGUAGAGACCAUUUUUCGAUGCUUGGAAGAGCAUUUGCAAAAACACAAUAUACCACUAAAAAAUAUUACUGUAGUUUCAACUGAUGGCACACUACCUAUGUCGAGUCAUCACAGAGGACUCACUACCUUACUUAAGGAAAGGAUUCCUGAUGUGCGUACUAUCCACCUUAUGUUACACAGACAACAUCUUGUGGCAAAAGAACUCAGUGAAGAACUGCAUGACGCAUUAAGAGUAUGCAUUAGUGCUAUAAAUAAAAUUAAAGAUAAUCCAUUCAAUUCUGGAUUAAUUUCAAUGUUGUAUGAAAGAAAUGAUGAAACAAUGAACUACCUACUUCUGCAUACAGACACAAGGUGGCUAUCAAGAGGCAACAUCUUACAAAGACUUGUAGAAUUGUAUGAAAUGACUGUUAAUUUUCUCACAUCCACAGAUCCAGACUUAAGUCAUCAGUUGCAAAAGUGUAAAAAUCAUCUGUAUUAUUUAGCUGACCUAUUCUCACAUCUGAAUGAUGUACAGAUGCGUCUGCAGGGUAGGGAUGUUACGAUUAUUCAAGCUCGCACUAUCCUGCUAGGUUUCCAGAUCAAAUUAGGCCUGUUUAAAUCUUCUUUGGCACGGAGAAAUUUUCAAUAUUGUCCAAAUUUACAAGAACUGGAAACAGGAGGUGAAACCCUUUCUGACGAUGACUUGACAAUAUAUAUGACCCACUUAGAAAAAUUGUAUGAAGACUUUAACAGCCGUUUUGAAGACUUAGAAAAAAUUGAGAUUCCAGACUGGAUUGUUGCACCUUUUGAUAUACUUAAUGGAAAUCCCUUUGACUAUGACUUACAAGAGGAAGUCAUUCAUAUGUUUGUGGAUCUGGAAGCUAAAUCACUCUUCAAAAACAACAGCACUGGUUUAUUUUGGACCAAUGUUAAUAUUAUCAAUAAGUACCCCAAACUUUCUGGAAAAGUAUUACCUUUCUUACUUUCCUUUCCCAGUUCCUAUAUAACUGAAGCUGGCUUUAUCCAUCUUAGUACACUCAUGACAAGAGAAAGAAAUGAAGUUAAUCUGGAAAAAUGUGGAGAAUUGCGACUGAAGCUUACCAGUCUGACAACAAAUAUCAAUACCAUUCUCAAACAUCAUCAAGCAAACCCAUCCUAUUAAUACCAAAAUUAUCUCACUUUUACAUACUACAACAGCCCCUCGACUUAGAAGCUUCAGAGGUCUGGCUUUCUGAUAAGUAACAUAAGACACUAUAAUAUAGCCUAGAUUCAAGCAUUUCAAGGUACCUGUAUCCCAGUUACCCUCAUAGAAUUUAAAUAACACUUCAAGUUACAGCCAGCCUAUAUCUGAACUAUACAAUAAUUCAAUUUAAGUCAUCUGCAAAAUGCAUCACAAUUAUAAGGUAGCCUAAAAAAUAUAUUAAAGUAGCAGAUAACCAAAGUGUAACCAGACCAAAAUGCUUAAAUUUUCAAUUUUCUUAGUACAGUACAGUCCAAUACACUAUUAUUAAUGUCAAAGCUAUAUUGUUGAAUUAAACA